Elaeis guineensis (African oil palm) is the source of this 3018-nucleotide messenger RNA. RefSeq names its product F-box protein SKIP14. The record is from RefSeq and is a predicted model, not a curated record. NCBI's taxonomy places the organism in Eukaryota, Viridiplantae, Streptophyta, Magnoliopsida, Arecales, Arecaceae. Gene Ontology annotation, molecular function: protein binding. Gene Ontology annotation, cellular component: cytoplasm.
GCCCUCCUGUCCUCCGUCCCUCUUUCUCUUUGGUUCCUCCCCUCGUCCAAAGAGGAAGAGAUCUCUGCGGGUCUUCGUUUCCGUCGCCUAGGGUUUCUCUCCCUGCUCUUCUUGAAUUCCGUAUAUCCUCUCCUCUUUUCUUGGUCGAAUCCUAAUCCGUUGGUUUUCGCGAAAAAGGUCAGUAUUUGGUGGGAUUUUUGAUAGGGAUUUGGGGAGUUUGGUUGGAUCGGGUUGUUGUUGGGGGACGUGGAGUUUGGAGGGUAUUAGAGUUAGGAGAUCUUUAGAUUUCUUCUCUGUUUUUCGUUUUUUCCGUUGUUUUUGGUUGAUCUGGCUAGGUGUGUAGAUUGGAAAAACGAUCAAGAGGCUCCGUGAUAUUUUUGGUGCUGUUUUUUUGUUUGCUAUCGAAAAUUGAGGGCUUGCCAUCUAGGGUUCUAUUCCAUUAGAUAGAGAAGCAAGAAAAAAAAACCAGCAAUAUUUAGAUUAGCUUGAACGGAAAAAAAGGGGAAAACACUAGUUAUUGGUUCGGAAAAAUAGAUUUCUUUUUGGUUUCUCUGUUUUUUUUUUUGAAAAUAUAAAUCCGGUUGUCUUCCUGUUUUAGAAGGUCAGAAGAUUUGGUACAGGAGAAAUCAGAAGGGAAAACAGCUAGGGUUUCUGUUUGGCUUCGAUAGGAGUAUAGGAUGACCUUAAAUUUCUCAUCGUAUUCUGUAUUCCCUGCUUCAAUCCGUGCGGAUGAGGAUUUUGGAUCCGCCAGAUGUGAUAGGAGUGCUGAAGGAUUCGAUAAGCCCUUCUGGUCGGGCCGGGGGAUCGAGAAUCCUUGUGGCACUGGAGGGGAUGGAGGGAGGGCUGACAGGAAUGGUUCUUGUGAUCCUGUCGAUCUUUUGCCGUCAGACCCCUUCGGGAUGGAACUGAGCACCACUUUGGGCAACACUUUCACUGCGAUCGCCGGCUUGAUCGAAGAUUUCAGCGUGAAUUCUGGUGAUCACAGGGUGGGAAGUGGUGCUGUCUUCGAAGGUCUGAAUUAUUAUUGGGUGUCUUCUUCUGCAGCACAGCUGAACUAUGGAGGCGCCUAUGAUGGUUGGGUAGGGGAAAGAUCCUUGGGAUCAUUGGGACAUGAGGCUGAAAAUGGAGUUUUUAAGCAUGCUGUAGAUGCGAAGGAGUUUUCAGACUCCGGGGAUGCUGAAGUAGAUCAUUCUAGUGGAGGAGAUGAGGGUGCCCCACAUGAGGGUUUGCUCUUUGCGCUCGGCUAUCUGGGUGUUCGGGAUCUCCUCUCAGUCGAAAGGGUCUGCAAGUCGCUGCAUUUGGCGGUUCAGAAUGAUCCUCUCUUGUGGAGAAGCAUCUUAAUAGAUUCUUCUUUAAGUGAGAAGAUAACUGAUGAUGAUCUUUUGCAGCUAUCAGAGAGAGCUCAGGGGAACCUACAGUCCUUGAGCCUUAUUGGUUGCUCGAGGAUCACGGACGAUGGUCUGAAGCAUGUGCUUGAGAAUAACCCAAGGCUAAGAAAGUUGACUGUUCCUGGAUGUGUGAGGCUUAGUGUAGUGGGCCUCAUUAAUGCCCUGAAGGUUGUUAAGUCUUCAGGUAUGCCAGGGAUAAAACACCUUGAACUUGGUAGGCUUUUCAGUGUAUCACAAGAACAGUUUGAAGAGCUGAAAUUCUUAUUAGGCAUUGACCAACUUCAGCAGCCGAAAUCUCGCAAGCCUCGGUUUUAUCACCUUAGCCGUUCUUCUCUGGCCUGUGAUGAUGAGCGUGCCAUUGAUAUUGAGAUGUGCCCAGAAUGUCAGAAGUUUAAGCUUGUCUAUGACUGCCCUUCAGAACACUGUCAUGGUGAAGUAUCCAAGAAGUGUAGGGCUUGUGAUGUUUGCAUUCCGAGGUGUAUCCAGUGUGGGAAGUGCAUCAAAGACUGCAAAUAUGUUGAGACUUUUUGUCUUGAAUAUCUUUGUUCAGGCUGUUGGAAGCACCCAGCCAUGAUUCCAGAAAGCAUGGAGAAGUAAAGUGGCUCCAAUGCGCAUCUUGUCAAGUAAAGCAUGAUAUCAUUCGCUAUGUUCUUCAACUGGAAGCUGAACUUAUUAUUUGGUUGCAUAAUACACCACUAGGAAGUUCUGAGUUGAGUGCCAUGUUAGCUUUUGUUCUUUCUUGGUCUACCAGUUUGGGAUCUAGCAGCUUUGCAUUGGCAAGAAUUUGGAUGUGCCUGAGCUCCACGUUGUGAUAUCUGCCUCCUGAUCCUGGUCAUCAUGGCUUUUACCUUUUUCUAAAAAAAAUAUGAAAAAAGAAAAAAAGAACAAAAAAGGGAAAAAAAUUAAAAGGAACAUAUAGAUGCGAAGAGGAGAGGAAAAAAAGGCAAAAAAGGAACAAAGAGGAAGACGAGAGGGAGAUAAACAGGUAUCUACUCAUAAUUGUCAACUGGAUUUGGCCUCGAGAAUGUAUGGCUGGAGCUUGUAGCUGAUUGCCAGGGUAACUUGGCUUCAAUAUUGGGUUGGGUUGCAAUUGAGACUGGCACCGUGCUGAAGAUAUUUUGUGUUCAUGCCACAGCUAUCCUUUUCUUCUUAAAGAUGUUUCAUCCAUGCCUAUAGAUCUGCUAUAUCCAGUGAACAUGAAGUGCUUAUGCAAAAUUGGCUGUGGAGUUGAGACCUUAUUGGCUCUGCCCUGUGGAUUUUGAUAGUUCACAUAUGUUAUGCCUUUAUCACAGAGAGGAGAACAAGAGUUAUGGUUUAGAUGCACAGAAUCCUUCGUCGGAAAUUUCUACUGAGUUCUAAGCAAUGGUUUGGAGUACAUAACAAUAGGCAUAGCAGAGCCAUCUCUUCUACUUUGGUUACAGGAUUAAAGAUCUACGACUUAUGGAGGCCUUGCUAGUUUGUCCUCAUUCUAUGUAAGAAACAGCGGUUUUUGAUUAUUCUUGUGGCUUUUGUUUCUGAUAUAAUGCCAAAAAUAUGAGGACUACUAAUUCUAACAGUUACGUUCUGUUUUUUUUACUGGUAUAUAGUUGAAUAAAAUGUUUCUGAUGACUAUGCUCUAAGAUUUAACUAA